AUGACAGAUACACAAUCUACAAUUAUUUCGCUAAGAGAAUUAAAUACCAAGCUUACAUUCGAGAUUAGCGAACUUAGAAAGAAGUAUGCCGAUCUUGAAUCCGAGAAUACAAAAUUAAAACAAGACAAAGAAGAAGUUGAAGCCAGAUUCUUGAAUUUAGAGCGGAGAGAUAGAGAAAAAACUGACCUUAUUGCUAAACUGAAACAUGAUGUCUCGCUAAUUAAGGAGCAGAGCUCGCAAAAUGGUAAUAGGUACAUCCCUGAACAGAUAGUCCUCUCUCAAAGAGAAAGUAAUGUCAAUAUACCCAACCUUGUUAUAAGCCUUGCUGGUACUAGUUCCAAAUCGUUAGAGGAUAAUAUCCCCACAUCUAAUAUAUCUGAUAACAUAUCUAGCGACAAAGUGACUGCCUCCGGCAAUUCUGAUACAUAUCAUGAUUCGUUAACCCCCAUGUCUCCCAUUCCUGCAAAAACUAUAUCAUUGGAGAAGAAGGAAGAAAAUGAAUUUAUGAAUUUGUAG
Racocetra persica is the source of this 516-nucleotide messenger RNA. The record is from the annotation of a GenBank genome assembly. Lineage: Eukaryota; Fungi; Glomeromycota; Glomeromycetes; Diversisporales; Gigasporaceae.